Molecule: messenger RNA, 316 nt
Organism: Drosophila sechellia
Lineage: Eukaryota; Metazoa; Arthropoda; Insecta; Diptera; Drosophilidae
Exons: 1
Coding region: 35-196 (53 amino acids)
Source: RefSeq, a predicted model, not a curated record
GGAUCAAGCAGAGUAAAACUAUCACGAAAUUAUCAUGCAGUCUUCUACUUUCCUGAUGGCCAUCUUGGUGGUUUCCCUACUGAUGCUAAUCAGCACUCCGGCAACUGAGGCCACCUUCUUCCUAAUCGCCUGCAUGUUGCGGUCACCACUUUGCCCCUGGAUUACCACCACAGCCGCUACCACCUCUAGCGGCUAGAGGCUAGACACCUAAAAAGGUGUCUCCCAUUGCCGAUAAACAUAUAUAAACCAUAAACAAAAAAUAAACCAUUGUAGUUGCAUUAGAGUAUGCAACCUUGUUCAACCAUUUGUCAAAUUA